Messenger RNA from Gastrolobium bilobum, 1281 nucleotides. RefSeq lists its product as uncharacterized. The coding region runs from base 1 to 1281 and encodes 426 amino acids. The record is from RefSeq and is a predicted model, not a curated record. Lineage: Eukaryota; Viridiplantae; Streptophyta; Magnoliopsida; Fabales; Fabaceae. Gene Ontology annotation, molecular function: zinc ion binding; nucleic acid binding. The transcript has 2 exons.
AUGAGUGAAGAGAGAGAGACCGGCAAGGAGGCGAGAGAUGCUACGACGGAGGAGGAAGAUCUUCUCUAUCGAAGCACAAAAAAACCUAAAGGCCCUGCUAUGGAAGAUCAACCUAUGGAUGAUCACAUGGCAGAGGAGGAUAUCCAGGUGAAUGUGACUAGCAACGGGGAAAAAAAGAAGGAAGAGUCAGGUGAUUCAUCUAACAGGAAAUUGGUGUCAUAUAAAGAUUCUCUUCUUGGUUUUAAUGGAGGACCCCAUGUUGCUGAUAGCGAUGAGGAAGAUUGGGUAGAAAAACUACGUAAGGAAGAGGACGAAGAAGAAGGGGAUGAGGUGUUUGUUACGGUUGAUGGUGAGGAGGAUCCUCUUUGCCCAACGUACUCUUUUCCAAAAGCCUUGCAUUUAGAAGGUUGCAGACCUUGGAGACAGGCAGUGAUUGUGAAACUUCUGGGGAAGAAAGUUGGAGUUAGAUUCUUACUCAAUCGUUUACUGAGAAUGUGGAAUAUCUCAGGCACAUAUGAGUUCAUUGAUAUGGAGAAUGACUACUUUUUGUUCCGAUUUUCAAAUAAGAAUGAUUACUCUCAUGUUUUGGAGGAUGGUCCUUGGAUCAUAGCUGAUCAUUAUGUGGUAGUUCAACGGUGGCGUCCAUUUUUUAAUCCUUAUGAUGAUGAGAUCAGAAAGCUGGCAGUUUGGAUUCGUAUUCCAGGACUUCCUGUUGAAUUCUAUACCUCUCAUCAUUUGUGGAAUAUAGGUAGUAUUUUUGGUCGCACAUUGAAGAUUGAUAGGAACUCUAUCAGGAAACGUGAUUCUGGUGAAGGUGAUAUUACAGAGAAAGCAAAGUUUCCUAGAAUUUGUGUCGAAGUUGAUCUUAGGAAAGGCUUUUUGUCCAAAUUUCGGAUUGCUGAUCGUAUCUUCCAUGUUGGAUAUGAGGGUCUCCACUUAGUUUGUUUUGCUUGUGGAAAGUAUGGGCAUAGAAGGGAUCAGUGUUCCCAUAGUAAUCUUCAACAAGAUACUACGGCUUAUUCUCCUGAAGUUUCUGACUCGGUGGUGCAUAAGCAGCCGGAAAAAGAUUCUGUUCUGGCAAAGGAGGAACCGUUUGGGAAUUGGAUGCUAGUGCAGCCGUUACGUAAUAAGGCAGUUUCCAAUUCUCAUCCUAAUCACAGACAGGUCAUUCAAUCAGGUUCAAGAUUUCAAGCUAUUGCUGAGUUGGCUCAAAAGGAUAAUAAUAUCUUAAUUAUUUCUGAUUCUCCAGUGAUUGAUUCAAUCAGCAUUGAACUGGUCUGA